Messenger RNA from Neltuma alba, 862 nucleotides. RefSeq names its product 21 kDa protein-like. NCBI's taxonomy places the organism in Eukaryota, Viridiplantae, Streptophyta, Magnoliopsida, Fabales, Fabaceae. Gene Ontology annotation, molecular function: enzyme inhibitor activity. The transcript has a single exon. Gene Ontology annotation, biological process: negative regulation of catalytic activity. The record is from RefSeq and is a predicted model, not a curated record. Bases 64 to 636 code for a protein of 190 amino acids.
AGUCCACAUCAAUCUUUGAAUAUCCAUCCCUUUCUUUUCCCUCAUUGAAGCAUUCCCCCAAACAUGUUCAAGGCAUCUUCGUCUCUCACCUUUCUUUCCUCUCUCCUCUUCAUUUCCGCCAUAGCCGCCACGCCCUCAAGCUUCAUCAGAUCCUCUUGCAGUACCACAACGUACCCUUCAAUCUGCGUCGAAUCUCUCUCCUCCUACGCCUCCUCCAUCCAACAAAAUCCUCACCAGCUGGUUCAAACCGCUCUGUCUCUCAGCCUCAACACCACUCUCUCCACCAAAUCCUUCGUCUCAAAGCUCAACAAGUUCAGAGGCCUCAAGAACAGAGAGAACCAGGCUCUCCAUGACUGCUUGGAAGAGAUCGGCGAAAGCGUCGAUCGGCUCAGCCGAUCCAUCAAGGAGCUUAAACUCUGCGUCAAAUCCAAGGGUCAGGACUUCCAAUGGCACAUAAGCAAUGUCGAGACGUGGGUGAGCUCUGCGAUCACCGAUGAAAACACUUGUACAGAUGGAUUCGCCGGAAAGGCUUUGAAUGGCAGAAUCAAGAGUUCUAUAAGGACCAGAAUGCUUCGUGUUGCUCAGGUCACUAGUAAUGCUCUCUCCCUCAUCAAUCACUACGCCUCUAAAGGCUAAUCAGAGAAUUGUUGAUCUCCGUGUGUGGAUUUGCUUGUGGAUUGAAUCUGAAAAGUCGCGUGUGUAUGGAUCGAUCCACAUGUUUGUUUAAGAGUGAGAAAACCCGGGAAGAACUGGAGAUUUUGUUUUGAGAACCAUUUCAGGAUGGCUUGUACUUCCCCUUUUUUUGACCAAGUGCUUUGUGUGAUUUUGAUCAGAGUAAGUUUUUCAGGCCUUUGUUUUAAAA